Molecule: messenger RNA, 738 nt
Organism: Psylliodes chrysocephalus
Lineage: Eukaryota; Metazoa; Arthropoda; Insecta; Coleoptera; Chrysomelidae
Source: the annotation of a GenBank genome assembly
AUGAAGGUAGUUCAAUACUCUCCAAUUGCAGACAGUCCAAUAGUGGAUCGGCAAGGAACUCAGGUGCGGGAAGAACGAGUUCGAAAAGCUAUUGGAAGCAAAAACCACCAAGUUGAUAAGGUGGUAGAUCCAAUAAAGAAAAGAGAAAGUGAAAGUGGAGGUAUUGGGAUGCCAAAAAAGGAAAAAGAAGGAGAAGAAGAAGGCGAAAACACAGCAGACAGACAGCAGAAGUCGAUGAUAACAACAAAGAAAACGUUGAAAAUUAAAAGAAGACAGCAGACAGACAGCAGAAAACGGGGAAAACAACAAAAAACCGUUAAAAAUAGGAAAUAUUUAGAAAUACACAGUAGACAGACAGCAGAAGUCGAUUAUAACCACAAAGAAAACGAUGAAAACAACAAACAUUUAAAAGAAGGGAGCAGACAGACAGCAGAAGUCGAUGAAAAAUCUUGUAUACAUACAGAUGUUAAUUCGUUUGCCAUACCAUCAACCAGUAAAGAAAUGACGCUCAUUAAUAUUAUCAGCAAUAUGAUUAUUUGUAGCCCGGAUUUCAAAUCCAGCAUCAGCCAAAUUGAUAAAUUAAUACCAUCUCCUUUUAAAAGGGCUUUAAUUUGGCCAGAACCAAAACCUAUUAAAAAGAAAAGACAAGUGAAGGAAAAAAAUCUCUCAGUGAUAACAUCAAGACAAUGGCAAAUUUACUAUAAAAACAAGGAGAGAAAAAAAGAAAGAGGAAGAUAA